AUGGACGCCGGGCCUUCGACCACCACCAGGACGACGACACCGACGGGGGCACGCUCAAGGUCCAAGACGGCGGCGGGGUUCCGCGAGCACCUGAGCGACGAAAGGAUCCGCCAAAUCGAGAUCAACAUGACCGACGACUAUCGGCAGCACAAGCGGGCUAUGCAUCGCCGGGGCGCUCGCGCCGUCGACGACCCGCCGAAGUCAGUCAAGCACUUGCUCAGGCGGACCCUGAACGACGUGAUCGCCGAGGAGAACCUGGACAAGCAGGGCAUCGACGGGCACAAGCCCAAGCCCCCGCCGACCUCGGCGCCCACCUACUGUGCAUACUGGUUCUGCUCGACGCUACCCGCCAACACACGCGGCGCCCGGAUCCCCUGGCAAAGCCAGGAGGCCGGCCGACGUGUGCUUGGUUGGUGCUCGCACCCUUGCACGUCGCCGCAAUGCCCUCAUUUUGAAGACCUUUACGACGUGGACUCGCCGGGCCUAGGCCGCUGCCUGCGUCCCGUCGUCGAGGGCAACGGCCGUGACCAUAUCGGUCACGAGUGCGCCGCGACUGAGAUUUCACGACGCCAGCGGGUGCCCCUGUCACCCGGCUCCGGCCAUCGGGUCGGCACCGCUGAGGCAGUCGACGGCGGCGGGGGCAGGAUCAGAGCCCACCGCCGCCCUGUAUUACUUAUCUUCUUUUCGACGUUCUCGUCGUUGCCAGAGUUGCCUAAUCUCGGCGGUCACGCCGCACGGUGCCUUUUGGCGGAGCCCGACGCACCCGACAAAAAGAGUGCCGUGCACCUGUUGCCUCGUCCGUCGACGCCGGUCAUGAACCAACAAGUCGCAUCGUCGGGACCCUCCGCGACUGUCGCCGACUUCUUUCGCGACGUCGCCUCGGCAGGCGGUUCGGCCUACAUCGCUACCUUGGCCACGUUCGGCGCGAUCAACACGCCGGCAGUGAGGGACUCCUUCGCCGUCCUUUUGGAGAACGGCGUGCCAGAGGGCCUCUUGCUGCAGAUCCUGGCGCCGGUGCCGCCGACGCAGCCGGAACCAACGGCGGCCAGGCCACCCAGGCACGACGUGCCGCAUAGAAGGACCCUACCCCGGGCAUCCUUGACGGCGGCCUUGGAGGCUAUGGACCCCGGGCGACGCCAAGACACACUGGCAGCCAUCGACGCCAAUCUGCUGGCAUCGUCGACCCGACGGGCCAUGGAGUCGCGAGUGAGGACGGUGAGCGCCCUGGCCGACAGAGGUCAGUUCCCCCUCUUCCCGCUCGACGCCAACAAGCUUCACACCAUCGCCGGGGCUAUGCGGAUCGCCGGCUACAGAUCGACCGGGCUGUACCUCGACGCUGUGGUAUGGCACCAGGAGAACACCCUCCACACGCCGGUCACACCUGGACUUCGACGUGUGGUCAAAACCCUGACCAAGGCAGCGGCGAGGGGCCUGCCAGGGUCCAGGCUCAAACAGGCAUUCGACCUCGACGAGCUCAGCAAGUUGGUCGACGACACGGCGCCAUUCGGGCCCUUCAACGCCGGCCUGGUGGCUCAUGCCGUCGAUGUUGUCAUCGUCGCUACUUGGUUUAUGCUGAGGGAGGUGGAGCUCGCGGCGGCCCGGGUCAGAGACCUCGGCGUGACCUUGUCGACGGUGCGUUUGCACUUCGACGGCCCACCCACUCUGCCCAAGAUGCGCCGCACACCGCCGGCCGACUUCCUGUUUCCGACUAGACCGACGGUGCAGAGAUCCAAGGCGGAGUCGGCAGAGAUGUUUCGGCUGGUGCUGGACGCCGCCGGCUUCGAGACGGUGUACCUCGACGAACAAGGCAAGCGCCGCUUGAUCUUCGGCGGCCACGCCGCCAGAGUGGCAGGUGCGACCUUCAUGGCGAUGAGGGGGGUCCCGGUCGCCGUGAUCCAGCUGCUCGGCCGAUGGGCCUCCACCGCCGUCGAACGGUAUGUCCAACAGGCACCCCUCGCCGUGGCAGCAGGCGUUCCAGCCCAGGCCUUGGCAGCGCCGAGUUCGUCGACAACAACGCCGGCCCAGCCCCUGGCGACACCGACGCCGCCGGCCCUCAUGGACUUGUUGCCGACGGGGAACUCAGCAGGGCACGCCGAUACGGCGGUGCCGGCCCCGCAGCAGAUGGUGCCCAACGUCGACUUCGCGGCUGAGGUGCCCGGCGUGGAGUUCGUGCCAGAACCCGCCAGGAUGCCGGUAGCCGACGCGAUCGGCGACUCGGCGCCCCGGUAUGUCAUGAACUGCCGCACCAAGAUGGUGCACACGCCGGGGGUCGACGAAGCGUCGACAGAAAGGUCGGAUUGGCAGGCCAAGUGCGGCUGGCCUUACGGCGUGCGACAGUUCUUUCGCCUGUCCGAGCUGCCGCCGGAUCCGGCCUUAUGCCGCAAGUGCUUCCCGACGGAAACCGUCGAUGUUGAGGCACCGGAGGCGAUCGACUCGUCGUCGAGCUCCUCGUCCUCCACUAGCGGAGCGACGUCGGACUCCGACUGA
This is a messenger RNA of Symbiodinium sp. CCMP2592, 2487 nucleotides long. NCBI's taxonomy places the organism in Eukaryota, Dinophyceae, Suessiales, Symbiodiniaceae. The record is from the annotation of a GenBank genome assembly.